AAUCCUGUUCGGCCACGCACGAGGCCGAAGUGAUCAAUGUAACAUUCUCCCAAACUGCUGCGCGCUGGAUAAGCUCCGACGCAAACUGCGCAUCUUAGACUCACCCCUGAGCAGAUACCUCUCCCCCACUGCUUCAGCUCCUUUUUUCACCCUCUCUUCCACACCAGCAUCAGAUUCUCCAACUCUUUCGCUCCAUUCUCAUCCCCACAACUUUCUUAAUCUUUCAUUUCCUAACUAAAAUUUGAACUAGUUUUCCUCGCAUUAUUCUCUUUUUUAAUUUUACCUCUUCGAAGAAUCACUUUGCGGCUCUUUUGUUUCCUCAGAAACCCUAAAUAUUUGAUCCAAAUUCAUGAUAAAUUUUUUCUCUAUCAAUUCAGUGCUUCAGUUUCUGUACUUGGGAACCCUAAUCGCACAUGAUCUUCCUUAAUCUCAUUAGCGGUCUUUUGCGCUGCCAGUUUUUGCAUAUGAAGACUUUUAGUGACAGUGUUGGAGUUUAGGGCUCGUUAAGAUCGUCGAGAUGCUUCCAUGGGGUGGACUGAGCUGCUGCUUGAGCGCAGCUGCUCUUUAUCUUCUCGGGCGAAGCAGUGGGAGGGAUGCGGAGAUUCUCAAGUCGGUUAUACGAGUUAAUCAAUUGAAGGAUUUGGCACAAUUACUGGAUACUGCGUGCAAAGUGUUACCUUUAGUUGUUACAAUUUCUGGAAGAGUUGGGUCUGAGACACCAAUCGACUGUGAGCAUAGUGGUUUACGAGGUGUAAUAGUGGAGGAAACGGCAGAACAGCAUUUCUUGAAACACAAUGAUGCUGGAUCGUGGAUACAAGAUUCUGCUUUGAUGUUGUCCAUGAGUAAGGAGGUUCCGUGGUACCUGGAUGAUGGGACUGGUCGUGUAUAUGUGGUUGGAGCUCGAGGUGCCACGGGUUUGGCAUUAACAGUGGGAAGUGAAGUGUUUGAGGAGUCAGGGCGAUCCCUUGUACGAGGAACACUGGACUAUCUCCAAGGUCUCAAGAUGCUUGGAGUCAAGCGAAUUGAGCGGGUUCUUCCAACUGGUACAUCCUUGACUGUUGUUGGGGAGGCUGUUAAAGAUGACAUUGGAACAUUACAUAUUCAGCGACCACACCGAGGUCCAUUUUAUGUGUCUCCCAAAAGUAUUGACCAGCUCAUUGCAAAUCUCGGGAAGUGGGCAAGGUGGUAUAAGUAUGCAUCGCUGGGAUUUACUGUAUUUGGAUUUUAUCUGAUUGCUAAGCAUGCCAUCCAAAAUAUCAUGGAAAGGAGACGUCGGUGGGAACUGCGUAAAAGGGUUCUUGCAGCUGCAAGCAAAAGAUCAGGGCAAGAUAAUGAAGAUCCAAAUGGAAAAGCUGAAAAUGAUUCAGAUAGUGCUAAAAAAGAUCGACCAAUGCCAGAUCUCUGUGUGAUAUGCCUAGAGCAGGAAUAUAAUGCAGUUUUUCUCCAGUGUGGUCAUAUGUGCUGUUGCAUGGUGUGCUCAUCGCAUUUGACCAACUGUCCACUGUGCCGGCGGCGAAUUGAACAGGUAGUGAGGACUUUCCGCCAUUGAAGCUGUCUGUAGAGGUGUGGCAGUGAUAAAAGAGGGGAAUACUAGAGGAGGAUUGCACUCCUCAUGUUUUGCUUAAUGUCAAGGCUAAGAUAAACCUUUAUUACGUGGCAUCUUAUCCUCCUCCUCAGCCAAUAUCCUACAGCUGCUGCCUACUAGGUUUUUAGUUUUUUGGAUCUUUUCCUGUUUCUUGAAAUUGUUCCAUUACGAUGGCCUGUUGAUUCAUUCACAGAGAAAUUUCUUUUGGGUUUUACUUUUCCAAAUUGUAAAUGACACAACCGGGCAUGUUGUAAAUUGAUGUGAUAUAUGGAAAAAAUUUUCAUGCUA
Malania oleifera is the source of this 1873-nucleotide messenger RNA. RefSeq names its product E3 ubiquitin-protein ligase SP1. NCBI's taxonomy places the organism in Eukaryota, Viridiplantae, Streptophyta, Magnoliopsida, Santalales, Ximeniaceae. Gene Ontology annotation, biological process: protein ubiquitination; organelle organization. Gene Ontology annotation, molecular function: ubiquitin-protein transferase activity. The coding region runs from base 518 to 1549 and encodes 343 amino acids. The transcript has 11 exons. The record is from RefSeq and is a predicted model, not a curated record.